AUGGAGACUCAGGGAGAGGCACCCUCAGAAUCAAGCGGUUCAGGCCUCAAGUCACCCCGCUCGCCGGCUGACCCAGCGGUCAAGGUUCUGCGGCGCAGAAGUCGCGAAUUGUGGCUAGCAGCCACAACUCGCCCGCCACCAGACACUGGGGUGGAGAAGUCCCCGGGUACAAGUCCACAAGAGUCUAAGAAGAGUGGCAUCGGCAGCGUGUCUGAACUUUUGAGGCGUUCCAGUCGUGACAUGUGGCUGGCUGCCACCGUUUCGGAAGGCCGAGAAGCUGGAGAGCUGAAGCACCAGGAUCCGGACCCAGAGAGUGUGCAAAGAAGAGACAGUGUUUCAGAGCUCUUGAGACGCUCGAGCCGUGACAUGUGGCUAGCUGCGAUGUCUAGCGAGGGAUCAGAGGGGAAGGCGGAGAAGGCAAGCGCGGACGACCGGAGAAGUGGACGCAUCAAGCCUGUCGCAGCUGCAAAGGCUCACAAUAACAGGAGAGGAGAGGGCUCUGCAAACGACCACUCCGGUCCUACCAGGGAGACGGAGGAGACCGGAAAAAAGUGCCACUCGAAUACUGUUGACAGCUUAUCGUCCCAAGGACAGAUCGACAUAACCAAAGCCCCGAGUUUCGGCUCAUCCGUUGGCAGUCAGGAGGACGUAGUGCGUGCUUUGCGUUCCUGGAGUCGACGUCAGUGGUCGUUGGAUGCCCAGGACACGAUUGCUGUGUUCGAUGCUUCCUCAGAGGAAGAACGAACCAAGUCUCCCGUGUUGAACGAUGAGCACGUUUUUGAAGCAAUCGAGAAAGAAACCGCACCUGGCGCGGCUCUGCGACAGCGACCGCCACGUCGCCGCUAG
This is a messenger RNA of Besnoitia besnoiti, 846 nucleotides long. RefSeq lists its product as uncharacterized. Lineage: Eukaryota; Apicomplexa; Conoidasida; Eucoccidiorida; Sarcocystidae. The record is from RefSeq and is a predicted model, not a curated record. The coding region runs from base 1 to 846 and encodes 281 amino acids. The transcript has a single exon.